UUCCGGGUCAGUCCCCAGGGGACUGAGAGAGAGCUCAGCAUUAGCCAAAUGAAGAGAAAUAGAGGGGACCUUGGCUGGUGUUGUUGAAAUCAGGCUACAGGACUCAUUUGGAGCCUUUAUUGUAAAACCAUGACCAGGCUUUCCCAAGAUAACCAAGAAUGCCUCCAGAAACAUUUCCGCAGGCCAUCCAUGCGGAAGCAAUUUCUGCCCCUGCAGAGGGCUGAGGCGUAUAAUGCAAACAUUCACCAAACCACAGAAAAAGAAGGGGCCACCGAGGCUGCGUAUGAUAUCAAGACAUUUCCCCCUGCACAGAUCCCAGAUUCACCCGCUGCCCCGAAGCUGCUCAGCCUCCUUUCUAGCACGCUCUCCAACCUCGCGCGGCUCUUCUCUCACCUGCUCCGGAGACCCCCUCCUGAGGCUCUCCAGCGGCGCCCAGACUUCUCUCUCCUGCUUCCCUCCCUGCCAGCCGCUGGACUCGCUCCAGGGCGCGAGGAGCGGCGGGGCCGCCUCUCGCUCCUGCUCGGGGCAGCUCUGACACUGCCUGGCCGACCCUCAGGGGGACGCUCGCCCCGGGAAGAGGAUGCCAGCGCUGGGCAGCGCUCGUCCAUGCCCCUGAUGGGCUCAGAACGGAGGGAGAUGCAGAAGCGACAGAUGUCUGCAGCCCAGGAGACAUCAGACUCCCUCCCGGGCCAGCACGGAGUGGGGAACCGAGGAUCCAACGCUUGCUGCUUCUGCUGGUGCUGCUGUUGUAGCUGUUCAUGUCUCACUGUUAGAAAUCAAGAACAGGGGCCCAGGAGGGCUUCCCAUGAACUCAGAAGAGACGACCUUCCAACCUGGGAAGAAAGCCCAACUCCUACUCUGGAAGAGGUCAGUGCCUGGGCGCAGUCCUUCGACAAGUUGAUGCUCACCCCAGCAGGAAGGAACGCUUUCCGCGAAUUCCUCCGGACAGAAUUCAGUGAAGACAAUAUGCUUUUCUGGAUGGCGUGUGAGGAACUGAAAAAAGAAGCUAAUAAAAGCAUUAUUGAGGAAAAGGCAAGGACAAUAUAUGAAGACUACAUUUCUAUUCUUUCUCCUAAAGAGGUCAGCUUAGACUCCCGAGUCAGAGAAGUCAUCAACAGGAACAUGGUGGAGCCAUCCCAACACAUAUUCGAUGAUGCACAACUUCAGAUUUACACCUUAAUGCACAGAGACUCAUAUCCCCGAUUCAUGAAUUCUGCUGUCUAUAAAGAUUUGCUCCAGUCCAUAUCUGAGAAAUCCGUUGAAACAUAGGAUGUUAUCAACUAUAUUUAUUAUUAAUAAAAUAAUAAAGACUCAUGGACUAUGUCUAGUACAGGGAAUUUAGAGGUAGCAGCCAGGGUCUUCUGCUGGUCUAAUACGGGGCUAUUUUAAUAACAGAUGCUUCCUUCCGCAGAAGGCUACAUGUUCACAGUGUAAAUUGCAGCCACCGUUAGUGCUACUUAUGAAAAAAUGGACAUGGCUGUCUUAGAAAGAUAGUAUAUUUACAUUUACAAUAACAGUGGCACGUUCUGAAUGGCAAGGGAUCCACUACAAGACUCCACCUACCUGGAGCAUGGACACCCACUGGGGCACCAGGACUGCUUUUCUUCUGCGUGAGUUCAGUACCUGAUUACUCUCUUCCCGAAGAAAAGACAUUCAGCUGUUUCUCAACUACCCCCUCAGUCCAUCAAGCUGAGUUUUGGAUAUUUCACUUACCAGGGCUAUUACAGGACCCAAAUUCCCAUUUCAUAAAGAUGUGACCACUUGUAAAAAAUGGACUUCCCCUUAAUCUGAGAUUAUAUGUAUGUAAUACAUAGAUGUGUGUGUGUAUCUAUCCAUGGUUAAUGUGAAGCACGGUGCUCUGAAGUGCAUCCAUCUCAAUGUUUGGUAAGAGAAGUAGUGCUUAGAAAAUUAUUUUGUUGAAAAUUUACCAUUAUUUUAUCAGAAUCUGCCAACCUAACACAUGAAUUUUUAAGUUCACAACUUGGUCAUGUUCCUAACAAAACUUUCAAAGAAGCAUAUUUCCAUUUUAUUCUUGAAAGAAAUGAGGGCAUUUUCACUCUAAAAAAUAAAGCA
Molecule: messenger RNA, 2073 nt
Organism: Myotis brandtii (Brandt's bat)
Lineage: Eukaryota; Metazoa; Chordata; Mammalia; Chiroptera; Vespertilionidae
Gene: RGS20
Product: regulator of G-protein signaling 20
Exons: 7
Coding region: 130-1269 (379 amino acids)
Source: RefSeq, a predicted model, not a curated record